GGUAGGGUUCGAAGAACAAAGAUGUUUGAACUUGUAAAACGCUAAUAAAAACGGCAGCUCGAAUUAGCUAUACUCUACUACAGUCUACAGGAAAUCAAGUUUUCAGAGAAUUUGGAACAAUGGAAGCAGGAGAUGAUGGUGUCGAUAGAAUGGAGGAUUCCAAAGAUAUGCAACAGCAGAGUAAAGCUUUCGAUAAGCUCACUGACCGCGUCGAAGAUCGCCAGCUUGAUUCUUCUCGUGUUCAAACAGCUAUGGCUUCUAUCGCUGCUGCUGCUGAAGCUGAUGCACAUGCUAUGCGAAUGAGGGAAAAAGAAUUGGCUGCUGUAAAGAUCAAUGCAGCUGAUAUUGAUAUAAUUGCAAAUGAACUCGAGUUGGACAAGAAGGUGGCAGAGAGAACUUUGAGAGAACACAAAGGUGAUGCAGUGGCAGCUAUACGAUCCCUGAUCCAUUAGAACAAGUUCGCUGGAAAUCCGACAGAUUUAUGUUUAAAAUAACAGUUCUUGUUCUUCCAAUAUUUGCUAUUUUUGUUGUACCUUGUUUCAUAUGCAACAUUCUGUUGAUCUGUGAGGGCUGAUAAGUGAAAGUCAUUACUUGCUUCAGCAACAGUGCUUACUUCAACACGUUUACGUAUAAAACAUUUAUUUUAGCCAAGUUUUUCUCUCAAAAUUUGAAUUUAUUACGCUCGA
Amaranthus tricolor (Joseph's coat) is the source of this 686-nucleotide messenger RNA. RefSeq lists its product as uncharacterized. The transcript is spliced from 4 exons. Gene Ontology annotation, biological process: protein stabilization; negative regulation of apoptotic process. The coding region runs from base 120 to 452 and encodes 110 amino acids. The record is from RefSeq and is a predicted model, not a curated record. NCBI's taxonomy places the organism in Eukaryota, Viridiplantae, Streptophyta, Magnoliopsida, Caryophyllales, Amaranthaceae.